This is a messenger RNA of Dictyostelium discoideum AX4, 1578 nucleotides long. RefSeq names its product armadillo-like helical domain-containing protein (gene ctnnbl1). Lineage: Eukaryota; Evosea; Eumycetozoa; Dictyosteliales; Dictyosteliaceae. The transcript has 5 exons. Bases 1 to 1578 code for a protein of 525 amino acids. The record is from RefSeq and is a predicted model, not a curated record. Gene Ontology annotation, cellular component: nucleus.
AUGACAAGUGUAACUAUUAAAAUUACAAAAAGAAAAAAUAAUUUUGAAAAUACAGAACCAUCAAAAAUAUCAAAGGCAGAGAUUAAUGAAAUUAAAGAAUUAGUUAAUCAGGUAGAAAAUGAAGAGUUUGAUGAAUUAAAUCCAAGUUCAUUAAAGAAAUUAGUAUUAUCAUUUGAAAAAAAGUAUUUAAAAAAUCAACAAUUACGUGAUAAAUAUCAAAAUGAACCUGAAAAAUUUAUGGAAAGUGAAAUUGAUUUACAUGAAGAAAUUAAAAAAUUACAAAUUAUAGCUACAUCACCAGAUUUAUAUAAAUUAUUUGUAUCAUUAGGAUCAAUAGUAUCAUUAGGAUCAUUAUUAAUUCAUGACAAUACAGAUAUAUCAAUAUCGGUAAUUGAUUUAUUUAAUGAAUUAAUUGAAGCAGAGGAUGAAGAACAAGAUCCUGAAAUGUCAGUUUUUAAUUCAUUUAUAAAGAAUAACAUAAUGGAAACAUUGGUUGAUAAUUUAUCAAGAUUGGAUGCUACAAAUGAUGAAGAACAACAAGCAAUUCAUAAUACAUUUUCAAUAUUUGAAAGUAUGUUAGAAUUGGGUGGUUCUAAAUCUGCACCUAUCUUGGCUGGUAAAUCACAAUUAUUCAAAUAUCUAUUAAAUUAUAUAUCAACAACUACUACCACCACCACACCAAUUCCAAUUAAACUUUACUCUAGUGAAUUAUUAUCAUCAAUAUUUUUAAAUGAUGAAAAUUCUCGUUCAAUCUUUACAAAGAAAUAUAAUGGUAUUGAAAAAUUAUUAGUACUACUCUCACAAUUUAUUAAAAAACAACCAGAUUCAUUACAAGAAACUGAAUUUGUUGAAAAUAUUUUCUCUUCAAUUUGUUCAUUAUUAUUAAAUAAUAAUGAAAAUAAAGAAUCUUUUUUAAAAUCUGAAGGUAUUCAAUUAAUGUUAAUUUUUAUAAAAAAAAAAACUCAACAAAGAGGAUCAGCAUUAAAAGUUUUAGAUUAUGCAUUAACAGAUUCAAAGAAAGCAAAUGAAAUGUUUGUUCAAGAGUUAGGUUUAAAAACAUUAUUCUCAAGUUUUAUGAAAAAGAUUAAAUCAAAACAUAGUAAAAAGAUUUAUAAUGAAUCAGAGGAUCAAGAACAUAUUGUAACAAUGUUAUAUUCAUUACUUAGAAAUUUAGAUACAACUUCUGAUUACUAUACUCGUUUAAUGGUGAAAUUUACUGAAAAUCAUUUUGAAAAGAUUGAUAAAUUAUUGGAAUUACAUUCCAAAUAUUUUAAAAAAGUUCAAUUAGCUGAUAAGAAUUCAAAAAAAAAUAAAAAAGAUGACGAUGAAGAUGAUGAUGAUGAUGACGAUGAUGAUGAAGAAAUUUUAUUAAAAAGAUUAGAUGCUGGUUUAUUCACUUUACAAUAUAUAGAUUUAAUACUUGCUUUAUUGUCAAAAGAAAAUAAAGAAAUUAGAAAUAAAAUUAAGGAUUCUCAAGAUUUAGAAAAUGAAAUUAAAACAAUUUUAAAUGAAUAUAUUGAAACUGUUAAUAAAGAAUCUGAAUCAAAAUUCAUUAAAUCAUUGAUAGAUUCAUUUUAA